AUGGCCGGUAACGGGACAGCCGAUGUUGCAAAAUCCAGCGACUCAAAACGCCUCGCCCUGGGGAGCAACAACCCCAACAUUGAACAUCCGACAUCCACCAACAGGCCCAUCUUCAGUGAAGAUUGGGACAUCACAUCAAGUAACGGAUAUCGAAUCACAGACCACAUGAUCAACGAGCCUCCUCCGGGGAAAAAGUUCCGGAUAAUAAUUAUUGGGGCCGGAGCCGCGGGUAUUGACUUCCUGCACCACGCCACGUGUGAGCUCAAAGAAACAGGGGGUAUCGAAUUCGUCAGUUACGAGAAGAACCAUGAUGUGGGAGGUACGUGGUUGGAGAAUCGAUAUCCCGGGUGUGCGUGCGACGUACCGAGCGCCAGCUACCAGUUCGGUUGGCGGCCAAAUCCAAAUUGGACGAAGUAUUAUAGCCCGGCUAGGGAGAUUUGGCAGUAUAUGAGGGAUAUUGUGGAUGAGGAGGGAAUGAUGAAGUAUAUCCAUUUGAGGUCUAAAGUCACUCGUGCGGAGUGGCAUGAGGAUAAGUCGAAGUGGGUGGUGCAUGUGGAAGAAAGCAACGCGGAGGACAAGGUGGUUAGAGAGUGGGAUGACGAGUGUAACAUUCUGCUGAAUGGAACCGGAAUUCUCAAUGCUUGGAAAUGGCCCGAGAUUCCUGGAUUGAUGUCCUUCAAGGGCCGGCUUUUCCAUACGGCAAAGUACGAAGAAGGGUUUGACCUGACCGGAAAAAGAGUGGCCGUCAUUGGAUCCGGUAGCUCAGGGGUUCAGACCGUUGCGGCAAUCUACAAAGAUGCGUCCAGGGUUUAUACGUGGGUGAGAAGCCCGACCUGGAUCACCGCCGGUUUUGCGCAAAAGUUUGCUGGACCAGACGGGGGUAAUUUUGAAUACACCGAAGAGCAGAAGGAGGAAUGGAGGAGGGACCCGGAAAAAUACAGAAAAUAUCGAAAAAUGAUUGAGGAUGAGCUGACGAGGAGAUUUCGAUUCGCUUUAAGAAACAGCAAAGAAUCAGAGGAUGCCAAUGAAUACGCUUAUAAUGAUAUGUCAAAGAAACUGGGAAACAACCAACACCUUAAAGAAAAAAUCAUACCCAAGGAUUUCAAUGUGGGAUGCCGACGCCCCACUCCAGGAGACGGCUAUCUUGAGGCGCUUGUCGGCGAGAAAACAUCAUGCUACACCGAGCAAAUUGGAGGCAUCACGCCAAAGGGGUUCUUGACAGCGGACGGCACUGAAGUUGAGGUUGAUAUUAUCAUUUGUGCAACAGGUUUUGACACGUCAUUUCGACCUCGAUUCCCGAUCAUUGGUCUGGAUAAGGUCGACAUCGCCACUCGGUGGGAAAAGUCUCCGGAGACCUAUCUCUCGGUUGGUGUGUCUGGCGUGCCAAACUACUUCAUGUACAGUGGCCCGUACAGUCCGGUUGCUCAGGGGUCCAUAUUACCGCUGGCAACGCUUUUCACCAAUUAUUUCAUUCAAAUAAUCCGAAAAAUGCGCAAAGAGCAUAUCCGACGCCUCAGCCCGAAAGAGAGUGCAAUUAAAGACUUCCUUGAGCAUGCAUCAGUAUACCUUCGUCGCACGUGCUGGGCAGAUCCGUGCUCCAGCUGGUUCAAACAAGGUAGAAAAGACGGUACCAUCGUGAUGUGGCCAGGGAGCAGACUGGCAUUUUUUGAUCUGAUGAAAGAACCCAAGUAUGAGGAUUAUGAAAUCGAAUAUUGGAGUCAGAACCGCUGGGCAUAUCUAGGGAAUGGUUUCACGACGGAGGAAUUUGAUGGGAGCGAUAUUAGCAAGUAUUUGAACUGUAAAUUAUAUCCCGAGUCAACGACUGUGGAGCAGAAAUCAAAUGGUGUUUGA
Paracoccidioides brasiliensis Pb18 is the source of this 1851-nucleotide messenger RNA. RefSeq lists its product as uncharacterized. The record is from RefSeq and is a predicted model, not a curated record. Bases 1 to 1851 code for a protein of 616 amino acids. The transcript is spliced from 4 exons. Gene Ontology annotation, molecular function: N,N-dimethylaniline monooxygenase activity; NADP binding; flavin adenine dinucleotide binding.